Molecule: messenger RNA, 8304 nt
Organism: Rhincodon typus (whale shark)
Lineage: Eukaryota; Metazoa; Chordata; Chondrichthyes; Orectolobiformes; Rhincodontidae
Product: supervillin-like
Exons: 32
Coding region: 1-4998 (1665 amino acids)
Biological process (GO): actin polymerization or depolymerization; actin filament severing; barbed-end actin filament capping
Cellular component (GO): actin cytoskeleton; cytoplasm
Molecular function (GO): phosphatidylinositol-4,5-bisphosphate binding; actin filament binding
Source: RefSeq, a predicted model, not a curated record
AUGGCUGCUGCGGUGGAGGUGCAUUUGGGUACAUGGCGGCAUCUGCUUUCAGCGCAGGUUCAUAGAGGCAGCAGCGGAGGCACGUUUGGACCCAGUAUGAGACCCAGCGGCCUCAGCAGUGGCUGUAUUAGCGAGGUGGGCCCAAAGCAGACUUGUGGCCGCGGCGGAGUUGAGUUUGGGCCAGUUCAGUACCUGGCAGCAUCAGUGACGUCUGUGUUGGGAGGUCCAGCAAGGACUCAUAGUGGCGAGGGCAUCAAUGGAGGCAAGACAGCAUUCCAGCAGCGGCAGGACCACUGCAGAAGAACUAUCCCCCAAUCAGCCCUAUAUUGCAGCUACAAUCCACAGGUACCGGUUCACAAACCACCGACAAUCCGGAAGGUCUCCUGUUACGGCAGCAAUGGCACACAGCGUCCUGUGGUGGAUACGAGAGUCUCUGUGGGCUGUCUCCGCAGCAAUUUCCUGGAGAAGAGCAACUGCUGCAGUGAGCUGAAAGUAGAUUUAGUGUUGAAUGCAAGCAAGGCGGACACUGAUGAGAAUGACAAGAUGGAUGCAAAAUCAAAGCUGAGUGUAGCUGCAAAGAUGACACUGCUCAAAGAACUGGAGAAAGGGUCCCCUGCAGAGUCUGCUGCAAAGUUGCGUCCUCGCAGCAGCAACGCAGCCAUGGAGCGUAGGCUGCGACGUUCGCAUGACCGUUCUCGGACUCAGCCAGUGACCACAGAGGAAAUGGUGGUGGCAAACAGCCUCCCUAGGGCACAGUCACCAAAGGAGCAGGAUGCAGAUGGAAAAAAGAGCAGUGCAGUUGAACAGGAGGUAGAAGAGAGAGGUGAUGAGAAUUCCAGGCUGAGUCUGAACCAGAAGAUGGCCUUGUUUAACAGCCUGUGUCAGCCCAUGCCAAAGAAGAUGCCCGCAGUGGAAGGACCUAAUGGGCGCAGACAGAAAGGGGCUCGGUAUCGCACACAACCUGUCACCUUUGAUGAGGUCCAGCUGCUCCAGGAUUUAUCAGAACAACGCCAUCAACUUCUGCCCAACUGCCCAGGACAGACACCUGCUGAGGAAACAGUGUUGGAUGUUUUAAGCUUGCCCUCAGCUCCGGAGGAGAUUGUGAAGCUGGAGAUAAUGUCAGCUGCAUCAGUUCCCAGCUCUGAGGACAGCGGAAAGAUAGAGACUGUGGGAAACGAGGAGACACCAAAGGAGAUUGAAGGAAUAUUGAAAACACAAGGAAUCAGCAAGUUGAAUGAAAGUCACAUCCUGCAGGAACAGCCCAGGAAACGUGAGGCGAGGAGCCCAACUGGUAUAUUGGCGGAGACCAACUCUAUUCCGAGUGCUGUAUUUGGAGAGUACAACACAGACAGGGCAGACAUAACCCAGGAGCUGGGCAGGAGUGAAGAUGAAGUGAGACUAGCUGAGAACGAUGCUUCAGAGAAACCAAACUCCAGUGAAAUACAAGAGGGUGACCAGAGAGAAACAGCGGACACUGAAGGAUCUAGAGCGCCAACACAGGACGAUUUCUCAACACCACCCUCCUCACCACCAUGGUACCAGAAGGACGACCAUUCCCCUCCACAGUGGCAACCUGCUGAUAACCUCUGCACACCACAGGGCAAAGAGCAAGGCGAGGACUACCUGGAACAACAAUUUGAUGAGGACAAUCUGGAGCAAUCCCUAACUCCAAUUAACGUGGGAACGUCAGUCAAGGACAGGUUGCAGAAACUGAAAGAUGGUGAGGAGCAGUGGAAGAAUAAAAUAAACAAGAGGCAGGGUGGUGUUCGUGUCCCAUUAACUGAACGCUGCAGUCAGCUUCAACAAGCCGAAGGUGCCUGGAAGAAAAAGGGAGAAGAUGGGUAUCUGAGUGAUGCAGAGCAGCCUCGGUACUGGAGAACAGCGACUGAGAUUGGGGGACAGAUGUCUCUGGAGGAACGAAAGCAGCUGAUCAGUGUGAGCGAGGAACAGUGGAAAACGAAAGGCAAAGGUGCAUUCAAUGACUCCACCCAGUUCACAGUGGCAGCUCGCAUGGCGAAGAAAGGGCUAGUGCCUACGAUGACUGAAAAUAAUGAUGACACAGCUAUUCCUUUCAAGAAAGUUGCCACAUCAACAAACACACCAAUUAAACCUCUGGAAGAAAUUACAAGUCGGCCUGAUGUACCCCUAGAGAGUGAUGCUACAUUGGAUAACCUGGAGACCUUUCUAAAUAAGCUGCAUGCUAAAGCCACAAGUAACUUGGAGACAACAAUCACAGUGACAGAGCAAACAGUGAAGGAAGUGAUGAGACCAGAUGAUGAUGAUACCUUUGAUAAAUUUUACAAGCACACUCCCACUGUUCUGACAUCCAAUGUGCUGAAAAUCGAGGAGAGUUUUGAUGCUAUUUUUGAAGCCAACACUCCAAAACUGACCUCCGAGGUGGCGGAGCACAAGCGAGCUGUGAGACCCAUCCGUAAGACACAGUGUUCUCGCAAUCCCCUGAGGGCGCUGGCAGCUCGGGAAGACAUCCGCCAGGAGUACACAGAACAGCGUUUGAAUGUGGCUACAGUGGAGGUCAGGAGGAUCCAGACUGAGCGAAUGGCAAAACACUCCAACUACGCAGACGUGAGCUUGGCGGGGCUAGCAAGCAAAGAGAACUUCAAAAACAUCAAUCUUCGGAAUGUGAAGAUAACAGAGCAGGUGCCCAGUAACAGCGCAAAUCCUUUCAACAAAGUGAUGCUACUGCAAGUUAAAGGUCGCAGGCAUGUCCAGGUACGACUGGUGGAACCCAGCGCCAGCUCGCUCAACAGUGGCGACUGUUUCCUAUUGGUCACUGCAAAGCACUGCUUUCUUUGGAUUGGAGAAUUCGCAAAUGUCAUAGAACGCUCCAAGGCAUCGGAGCUGGCUAGUUUCAUCCAGGCAAAGCAUGAAUUGGGCUGCCGAGCAGCGAGUGUCACCAAUAUCGAAGAGGGCAUUAAUAGUCAAAGCAGAAGGGUCAAGGAAUUCUGGGAUCUUCUGGGUGGCCAGGCUCAAUAUCAAGCUGCAGGAGAUCCUGAGGAAGAUGAGCUGUAUGAAGCUGCUAUCACAGAAACAAACCACAUAUAUCGUUUGGUUGAGGACAAGCUUGUCCCAGACAAUGAAUCAUGGGGGAAAAUUCCUCGCUGUUCCAUGCUGAAUUCAAAGGAGGUGCUGGUGUUGGAUUUUGGCAGCGAGCUGUACAUCUGGCAUGGCAAAGAGGUGACCUUGGCACAGCGCAAGUUGGCUCUCCAACUGGCCAAACAGUUGUUGAGUGGUCCAUAUGAUUAUAGCAACUGCGGAGUAAACCCCCUGGACCCUGGAGCCAAGAAGAACAUCUCCCAGCAGCAAGGCCGCCCUGACUGGGUAAUCUUUGGUCGAUUGUCCGAACACAAUGAAACGAUUCUUUUCAAGGAGAAGUUUCUGGACUGGGCUGAGUCGAGAAAACAGGCGCAAAGGGACGUCGAGAUCACAGCCGAGUCAAAGUUAGAUCCUCAGAAUGAGCUGAAACCAUACGAUGCUAAGCUGCUCAUUCCAAUCCCGGAAGUGUCAUCCCGAAUGAUCCUGGAUGGAGUGAAUGUGCAGCGCGGUUACGGAUUUCUACAAAUAGAUGGUGAGAGGAUGUCAGAAUUGAAGACUGUCGGUGUGGAGGUCUGGCAUGUUCAGGAGUUUGAUCACAGCCAGCUCCCCAGAGAGAGUUACGGCCAGUUCCACGAGGGGGACACGUACGUUAUCCAGUGGAAGUAUACCAUCAGCAGCCUGGUGGGAAAGCGACAGAGACCAGAUCAGCUGAGCAGUGCUGGGCCCAGCAAGGAGCGAUCUGCGUACUUUUUCUGGCAGGGUCGCCUGUCGAGCAUUAGCGGCAAAGGAGCAUCGGCACUGAUGACCGUGGAACUGGGCAAGGACAGAGAAGCUCAGGUGCUGGUGUCACAGGGAAAAGAGCCCCCUUGCUUUCUGCAGUUGUUCCAAGGAGGAAUGAUUAUCCAUAGUGGAAAGAGACAUAACAUCAGAAACCCACAAGCAGGGCUUUGGCGAUUGUUUAUUGUGCAGGGGGAGGUCGCAGUGGAGGGCAGUCUCCUGGAGGUGGUGAGAGAGUGCAGGAGUCUGCGUUCGAGAGGCUCUUCAGUCCUGGUGAACACACAGCAAGCUCUCAUCUAUCUGUGGCAUGGGUGUAAAGUUCAAGCCAGUGCAAAGGAGGUUGGCAGAACUGCAGCUAAUCACAUUAAAGAACGGCCUCCUCAGGAGCUGGGCCUAUGGAGUAGGACGGAUGUAACAGUGUGCGAGAUAGAAGAAGGCUUAGAACCUCCAGAGUUCUGGCAUGCACUAGGACAACAGGAUCGAAAAGUGUACGACUGCAUGUUACAAGAUCCCGGGAAAUGCAAUUUCACGGUACGGCUCUUCAGAUUGUCUGCUUCCUCAGGGGAGUUUACUGUAACAGAACAGUUCAGUCCGACACGUAUCUCCAGUGGUGUCAUGACGAUGCCCUUCCAACAGGAGGCUCUGUACUCCGUACCUCAGCCAGCUUUGUUCCUCAUGGAUAACCAUUUGGAGAUUUACCUGUGGCAGGGCUGGUGGCCGGCAGACAGUGAAAGCACAGGUUCAGCGAAAAUCCGAUGGGAUAUGGAGCGGAAAUGUGCCAUGGAGACUACGCUGCGGUACUGCACAGAAAAGAACCCAAGGCGACCUCCAAAAGCAUACCUGGUGCACGCUGGUGUAGAGCCACUGACUUUCACCAAUAUCUUCCCGAGGUGGGAACACAACACAGAGAGUUUGCAGCAGGGAAAGCGGGGUGUUGCAAACAAAGUGCUCCUCGUUCAGGAUGCCUUGUCAAGACUGUGCAAGACACAAUACUCAUUGGAAGAGAUUAUGUCCAGACCCCUACCAGAGGGAAUUGACCCACAUAGACUGGAAACCUAUCUGUCUGAUGAAGAUUUUAAGAAAGCCGUGCAAAUGUCAAGAGAGGAAUUUAACCGACUUCCCGGCUGGAAGCAGGUGAAUUGGAAGAAAGCGAGAGGCCUGUUCUGAGGAAACAGUAACAUUUUCAGCCAAAACCUGCCCAGGAAUGUUUACAAUUCCAACACCCCGGCUCACCACAUUGUUUAGGUGGAGCUUGGAGAGUGAGGUUCCUCAAGUAAUUGUUUCAUCUCUGUAAAUUACAAUGUCUUCCAUUGUGUAUAAACUCUGUAUGAAUGCACGGAGUAGGUGUUGAUGGGGAGCUCCUUAUGGGUUAGUUGUGACUGGGGGUCUUCUUGUGGGCCCCCAUGACAGUUCCGAUCCCAGCCGAUGCUAACUCCUAUCUCUUUUUCUAGAGUAGGACUGGCCAAUUCUCUAGGAAUUAAAUUUGAAUCUUCACAUGCUCCCUUGAGAUCCUAGGUGAAGACUAAUUGAGACAUUAUAAACAACUAUGUAGUUUUUAUUUACCAUUUGAUUUGAACCCUUAUUCGUUAAAAACAUAUUGGAGUUGGAGGAAAGGCUCCCUGACUAGGGGAGGGGGAGUCGAAUAAAGGAGCCCGAAAAAUUGUCAAACUACAGUUGACAACCUCAACAGGAGUCCUUGCACUAGUAAUGCUUUGCAAUUGUGUGCUUUUCCUCUGAGAGUUAACUCUUUCGCAUUGCCUGAUGCUUCCUGAGGCUCCUCUUUACUGCCUGGGCAUUUGAAACUCAUGAAGUCGCAGGAGGUUGAGUUUAAUCCCAUUGAUGGAACACUGAGAGGAAUAUAGAAAUAUAGAGAACUGAGAGGAAACGCAGCACAGGCCUCUAGACCGAUGGAUCAAUCCAGGAUGAGUUGACUAAUUAGCAUGGACAGUGAACAGAGAUGUCAAGGGAGAAAGCUAUAAAAUAAUGGUUAAGAAAAUGCUGUAACCCCCUGAAUAGUGAAUGUAGAUUGGCAAAAAAAAGUUAAUUUUGGAGAGACUGCCUUUAGAAAUGGCAACAGCAGCAAAACGGGCUUGAGGGUAUUUUUCAGUAGAUCUUUUUGAUUGGAUGCGGGGAUUUGGGAGGUAGGAUGGAAACGGGUGUGGGGUGGCGUCUGUAAUUGAGUUGGCUGUGCACGCACUGCAGAACCAUGAGCUAAAGUCCUUCUCUCAAUUUCUUGUGUUCUUUGUACUAUGCCUGGCCCCACUGCAUCAGCAUCCCACACCGCCCUGACCUUACUGAAUCUCACCUGCUCAUGAUGCAUUUGUACAGAGGUUACUUGUGGAAUUUAAGGCUACGUGCCUCAUAUUGUGAUGUAAAGGUUAUGUCAGUGUUUUUAGUUCCUUUUAUUCUAUGUUUUAAAUGCGGAGAGUUUGUAUUACGAGUACUGUUGCUUUAACGAGGAAUCUGUCCAGCCUUAAAUUGCGUUUUGAAUUGUUGACCGAUCCCAGUUAUGACCCACACCCACUGAGGACUGACUGAUAUUGGCAGGGCUACCACCACUGGAACUGCCAGGAUACUCCCUGAUAUUCAACAGUGUUAAGGAAACCAACAAACAGGGCUGGUCACCACUGACAGUGGUGUUACUGUGUGCAUGUUGAACAUAGCUGUUAAUACCCGUCUCUUGUUUUGAACAGAGGUGCUGACCGAGCUUGAAUCACCAGAUUAACAUCUUCACUAAAUAUCCCGGAGAAAGCUAAUUGCUAAGAAUGGUGUUAAAGGUUCAAAUGCACACGGUAGCUUAUUUUAUUUGAUAACGAAUACUGUUUGAAUGAGAACAGAUAGUCAAACCUUGUUGAACAUGUUAGUAAUCUGCUCCUUGAAGGGUUUCACACCACUCACCAGGAAGAAAAAAUAUUUGAUAAAAGUGGAUCUCCUGCAAAUCUUGAAACUUCCCACGUACAUUAAAGUAAUGGAUCUAUUGUUCUGCCUUAGCAGUAUUAAAAAACAGCUUCUGAUGUCUCACUCUGAGAGCAGAAUUUAAUCUUGGCUACUUGGAGUCUCUCAACCAGUAGUGAUCUGACUUUGCUUCCGUUGGGGAAGGUUUGCAGAAAUAAACUGCCCUCAGGUAGCCAGUGUGGGAGCCUUUGUAGGGAUUUGGACCCAGUGACAGAAAUCCCACCGGCUGAGAGCUCACCAAUGCCUGCAGCGCUACCAAGCCGGAUGGCCACUGCAGGUAAUGCAGCCAGGUAGAAUCCUGGAAUCGUGAAGGGAUUCGGGCCGCAGAUGAUUGGUGGCAGGCUGGGAUGACGCACGGUCGGGACUGUUUAUUGGAAAGAAAGGGCAGGGUGUUGGCUUUCAGCAGAUCACUUCCCUCCCACCCUCAGCCCUCUUUCAUCCCUCAGUUCACUCCCACCCCUCAGCUCCCCCUACCACAUCCCUUGAUCAGACCUUCAAAUGAGGAAACUCCAACUCGGAUGUGUUGUAAGUUAACCUAUGCACUUGGUGACUCCCUGCCUAAUGGUUGCAUAUCAGCAGCCGUGAGGUUGCCAUGAAUUGUCCACUUAAAGGCCUCCACCACCUUGCACCCACCCUACCCAUCAGAUGUUCCCCCACCUUUAAACUUGCUCCCAGCGAGGGUGGCAUUAAAUCCUGCCCCCUCUUUUGGCUGCAGUGUUUCCAAAGGACUGUGCCACUCAAUUUCAAGUCGAUUUUUGCAGGAAGCUGCAACUUUAUGUAUCUUUUCUUUCUUUUCGUUGCUGUUUUCUCUGCUGUUCCUCCUCUGUCCUCUGCCAGCACUGAGUCUUGCUGGAGUCAGUAACUGCCCCUUUGCUACCUCAAUCCCAGCGCUUACUCUUCUUCAUGCAGGUGCCUCAAUUGUAAUGGUUGACAAAAUCAACAAGUUUAAAGUGUUCCACUUUGCUGAUGUAUGACACAUCUGUCAGUACUGUCGACCCAACUGCCUUAGGAAUGUGGUGAAGAUUAAGGAGCAAGCUUGAGCUCCGUGCUGAUCAGGAAUAUUGUGUGUAGUCUCACAAUAAUAAUAUGUCCAGGCAUGCAACUCGGGGUAAAAAAGCACCAUUCAUUGUCUCACUCCUGUGCAUCAUACGUAGCAGCUUUUACAGUUUAUAUGUUUUUAUAAAAUUGACAUUAUUCCAGCAGGCUCUGAAGGUAUUGUAAUUUCUCUGUAAAUCCGCAUGGAAUUCAUUGUUUUUGCUUGAGAUCUGAGUGUGCUUGUUGCAUGCACGAUCGCCAACAGCAGGUCAAAAGAAAGAAAAGCAACAUUGAUUAACACAAAGAAAUAAUUUGCGGUAGUGUUCGGAUCCUGAAAUUAUAUUUUUUAUGUACAGUUUUAAGGCUGCAUUUCAGGAUCGCUGGGAAGUUUUGCUGUUGACGCUGUAUCAGACAACAGUGCAAUUCGUAAAAUGCAGUUGUAUUAAAAGUGAACAGAGAUAUUUUGUGAAGAUGGUGAGUGAA